Messenger RNA from Zasmidium cellare ATCC 36951, 660 nucleotides. RefSeq lists its product as uncharacterized. The coding region runs from base 1 to 660 and encodes 219 amino acids. The transcript is spliced from 2 exons. The record is from RefSeq and is a predicted model, not a curated record. Lineage: Eukaryota; Fungi; Ascomycota; Dothideomycetes; Mycosphaerellales; Mycosphaerellaceae.
AUGUCUCACCAGGACGAGAUGGACCCCACGGCUCCACGAGCUCGCCACCUACGACGUCAGGAACAGCCGGCGAUGGCACAUGAAGUGGGAGAGCGAACAAUUACCACACCGAAUGGGUCACGCUGCCAUCACCAGCACGAGCUUCGUGCAAGCGAAGUUGAAGCGAAUCUCGACAAGAACACCCACGAGCACGCUUCCAGAAAGUGCUGGUGUUUGUUCGGUCAUUCGGCUCUUGAACAAAAAGUCCCCUCCACCUUUGAACCGAAGUGGCAACAAGGAAUCCCAGCUGCUGAUCGCAGGCAUGUGAAAGUCGGGGUCGCAAGGUUCCCAACGCCCAGCUGUCAAUCUCGGCCCUUGGCUGUGCCUGGCACCGUGGGCGAUAUACCGCGCAAGGUGGGAGAGCUAGAGAAGGAUAGCAAGUGCGAGGAUUUUGGACGGGUUGUAGGUUCGCUGCAUCCCAGUGCCGCGGCGGUGAUGUGGAUGCUAGUCGCAAGCCACCGUCACCGAGAGCUUGUCACCGGAAAGGAAAAAGACAUGACGAUGGAAGAUCGUCGUCGAGGUGGGUUGGGAAAACGCCCAAUUUCGUUUAGGGUCGAUCGUCCGCUGGGCGGAAGUGCUGCAGGAACAAUUCUCGUGAAGAAGCGACGGCGGAAAGUCUGA